UUGGAAAAUGAGACUUUUUAUAACAUUUUCACUAUUUUUAACUUUAAUUUAUGGAAUUUUCGGGCAAAGUUUGGAUCCGAUGGAGCCUCCAUCUCUUAUGGAAAACAAGACCAUCCAACUUUUCGGGAAUAUUACGGGCGGCCCAAUCGAAUUACACUCACAAACGGGAUCCCGUCGACGUCGUGACACUGUAGAAAAUGCCGGAAAAUCUGCUUGGGACACUGCCGGAGAUGUGGGUAAAUCUGUUAUUGAUACCGUUGAAAACGCCGGAGCAGCUGUCAAGAAUGGAGCAAGUGAUUUGGACGAAAAACUUAUGGGAUCUGGAUAAAUAUUGAUUGGAAUUGUAAAAAAAAAUAAUUUAUUCGAGGAAAAAAUCAAUAAAAAUUGAAUUUGAAA
Molecule: messenger RNA, 396 nt
Organism: Caenorhabditis elegans
Lineage: Eukaryota; Metazoa; Nematoda; Chromadorea; Rhabditida; Rhabditidae
Gene: Y48G9A.7
Product: Late embryogenesis abundant protein D-29-like
Exons: 3
Coding region: 8-328 (106 amino acids)
Source: RefSeq, marked reviewed